This is a messenger RNA of Penicillium taxi, 1083 nucleotides long. RefSeq lists its product as uncharacterized. The coding region runs from base 1 to 1083 and encodes 360 amino acids. The record is from RefSeq and is a predicted model, not a curated record. The transcript has 4 exons. Lineage: Eukaryota; Fungi; Ascomycota; Eurotiomycetes; Eurotiales; Aspergillaceae.
AUGACAGGUAUUGAACAACGUACCACCUUACCAGAUCGCUCGGCUCUCAUCAAUAAAAUUCCCGCGGAAGAUACUCAGGCGUUAUCACCCCAAAGUCUAUCUAGUGCUGAAUAUGAAGAACUCGGAGUGGUGAUCUUAAUUUCCGCCUGCGAAUUUUCUCGUCACAAGCUGAAGAAACAUAUCCUCUCUCAAAUUGAAGAGACUACCGAGGCUACAGUUCUCAUAGUAGGCGAUUUGAAGCCUUCUUGGGGACGAGAAAUUUUUGAUAUAUUGAAGAAGGAUGACCACGAUACCUUGAAGAAGGACAACCGCGCACGCCGCACACGAACGACAUGGGACACACCAUGGUGGGUCGAAUCCGUGACCCAGAUGGGCAUAAAUGGACACAUGACGGCCAUGGAGCGCCGUCAGAUUCAAAUUUUCAUGGGCACUACCCUGGAAUUUCAGUCCGGCCCGUACGCGAACUCGGAAAAAGAACCCGAUCUGUUUGUGAUUCCUCAGCUAGCUAUGGACAAUUUGCCAAGCUUGGCCUUUGAAGUCGUGUGGGCACAGACCGAGAAGAAGCUGAAGGCAGACGUGGAUUUACUUCUCACGGGUGGCGACGGCUCCAUUCAUGUCGUGGUGGUAGUGAAAUGGACGAAAAGUAGGCUCACUCAGCGAGUGAAAGGAUAUGCGGACGUAUAUGUCCGGGACGUAUUUGGCAUUCCUGCGCUACGGCAGCACGAGAUAAUUUUCCCUGCCCCCCUUGUUCCCUCUGUUCCAGUGCUUAAUCUGCCUGUUCUGCUUGUUCCCGGCCCAAUUGUGCCUACAGUGCCAACUCCUCGAAUCGCAACACGCAGUAGCAUGCGUCCUCCGGCCCCUCAACCUUCCGCUCACCCGCGACCUCCUCCAGCUUCUCCACCUCUUCCGACUGGGGGCCCGCAGCGUCUCAUCUUCAGUCAUGAAGAGGUAUUUGGGCCGACAUUUUUGCCAGAUCCAGCGCGUAAUGGGCCCCCUCCUGCGACAAUUGACCUCGAUAUUAAUCUUCUGCGAGAUUUCGCCACGGGACACCUACAGAGAAUGAACCUCCAGCCGGCGGUCUAG